AUGGAGUAUACACGAUUAGGAGACUCGGGUCUCAAGAUAUCGAAGGUCAUCCUUGGGGCAAUGUCCUAUGGCUCGCCCGAAUGGCAAGGUUGGGUUCUUGAUGAGGAGAAGUCGCUCCCUUUGCUCGAGCAUGCCUAUAAAGUUGGGCUGAAUACAUGGGAUACCGCCGACGUCUACUCCAACGGCAAAUCCGAAGAGAUCAUAGGCAAAGCCUUGUCGAAAUACAACAUCCCCCGUCAGAAAGUGGUAAUUCUGUCAAAAUGCUUUUUCGGCGUUGACCGAUCCGGCGCCCAACCUCGAAUUGCAGCCCUGUCAAAAAACGACGACGAAAUGGUCAACCAAGUCGGUCUGAGCCGCAAGCACAUCUUCGAUGCAGUGGAUGCAAGUGUGAAGAGGUUGGGCACGUACAUCGAUGUUCUGCAAAUCCAUAGGAUGGAUAGGGAAACGCCGAAGAAGGAGAUCAUGAAGGCGUUGAACGAUGUGGUGGAAAGCGGGAAAGUGAGGUACAUAGGAGCAAGCUCGAUGGCGGCAUGGGAGUUUCAGAUGCUACAGAACAUUGCUGAAGCCAAUGGAUGGCACAAGUUCAUCUCCAUGCAAAACUACCACAAUCUCCUCUACCGCGAAGAAGAGCGAGAGAUGCUCCCCUACUGCCGCGCUUCGGGUGUAGGUUGCAUUCCCUGGUCUCCAGUCGCCCGCGGCGUCCUCACCCGACCUUGGGGCGAUCGAUCCACCAAGCGUGAAGAGACUGACAACUUCCUCAAAUCUCUUAUCCGAAGCAAAGAGACGGAAAUCGAUAAAAAUAUUGUAGAUCGGUUGGAAGAGGUUGCGAAGAAGAGAGGCGUGGGCAUGGCACUCGUGGCAAUCGCGUGGUCGAUACGGCAACAGUGUGUCAACCCGAUUGUGGGACUCGGAAGUAAGGAGAGGAUUGACCAGGCGGUCGAGGCGGUCAAGUUCGAGUUGAGCGAUGAAGAGGCGAAGUAUUUGGAAGAGCCGUAUAUAGCCAAGAUGGUCCAAGGCUACUAG
Letharia columbiana is the source of this 1023-nucleotide messenger RNA. RefSeq lists its product as uncharacterized. Lineage: Eukaryota; Fungi; Ascomycota; Lecanoromycetes; Lecanorales; Parmeliaceae. The coding region runs from base 1 to 1023 and encodes 340 amino acids. The record is from RefSeq and is a predicted model, not a curated record. The transcript has 5 exons.